Gracilinanus agilis (Agile Gracile Mouse Opossum) is the source of this 1581-nucleotide messenger RNA. Its product is annotated as zinc finger protein 883-like. Gene Ontology annotation, biological process: regulation of transcription by RNA polymerase II. Gene Ontology annotation, molecular function: DNA-binding transcription factor activity; RNA polymerase II cis-regulatory region sequence-specific DNA binding. NCBI's taxonomy places the organism in Eukaryota, Metazoa, Chordata, Mammalia, Didelphimorphia, Didelphidae. The coding region runs from base 1 to 1581 and encodes 526 amino acids. The record is from RefSeq and is a predicted model, not a curated record. The transcript is spliced from 5 exons.
AUGGAGGAUCUGAUCAAAGUACAGGAAAAGAAAGGUUUGCCUUCACAGGGCUUCACCUUUCUACAAAUGGAAAGCUCAGAAAUGGAGGAUAUGGUUCCUGGUCUUUUGCUAUCCCGGCCUCAGGAAUUAUUGACAUUCGAGGAUGUGGCAGUGGACUUCACCCAGGAGGAAUGGAAACAACUAGAUCAUGUUCAGAAGGACCUGUACAGAGAUGUAAUGCUGGAAAACUAUAGGAACCUGGUCUUUUUGGGCAAUCAAAUUUCCAAACCAGAUGUGAUAUCUAAGUUGCAGCAAGGAGAAGAGCCCUGGAUAAUGGAGAAAGAAAUCUCAAAAGGUACCAGCCUAGACCCAAGUAAACAUCAGAGAAUCUGUGCAGGGAAGAAACAACCCUAUGAAUGUAAUGAAUGUGAGAAAGCUUUUAGUCAACAUGAACGACUUAUACAGCAUCAGAAAAUUCAUGUUGUAGAGAAACCAUAUGAAUGUAAUGAAUGUGGGAAAGCCUUCAGCCGAAGUACAAACCUUGUUCAACAUCAGAGAAUUCAUACUGGAGAGAAACCAUAUGGAUGUAAUCAAUGUGGUAAAGCAUUCAGCCAGCGUGCACACCUUCUUCAGCAUCAUAGUACUCAUACAGGAGAGAAACCCUAUGAAUGUAUAGUAUGUGGGAAAACCUUCAGUCAGAAUACACAUCUUAGUCAGCAUCGGAGAAUUCAUACUGGAGAGAAACCCUAUGACUGUAAUGAGUGUGGGAAAGCCUUUCGUCAUCUUUCUUCCCUUACUCAGCAUCAGAGAAUACAUACAGGAGAGAAACCUUACAACUGUAAUCAAUGUGAAAAAACUUUUAGACGAUGUACAGAGCUUACUCAGCAUCUUAGAAUUCAUUCUGGAAAUAAGCCCUAUGAAUGCAUUGAAUGUGGGAAAGCCUUCAGCCGGAGUACACACCUUAAUCAACACCAGAGAGUUCAUACUGGAGAGAAACCAUAUGAAUGUAAUGAAUGUGGAAGAACCUUUAGCAGCAGAUCAUCCAUUGCUCAGCAUCAGAGAAUUCAUACUGGAGAGAAGCCCUAUGAAUGCAGUGAAUGUGGGAAAUCGUUCACCCGAAGUACAAUACUUGUUCAACACCAAAGAAUUCAUUCUGGAGAGAAACCAUAUAAAUGUAAGCAAUGUGGGAAAUCAUUCACUGAUAAGUCAUCAAUUUUUCAACACCAGAAAGUGCAUGCUAGAGAGAAGCCAUAUGAAUGUCAUGAAUGUGGGAAAUGUUUCAGUCAGAUUUCGUACCUUAUUCAACAUCAAAGAAUUCAUACAGGAGAGAAACCCUAUGAAUGCAAUUAUUGCGGGAAAGCCUUUGGCAAUAGAUCUUCCAUUAUUCAGCAUCAAAGAAUUCAUACUGGAGAGAAACCUUAUGAAUGCAGCGAAUGUGGGAAAUGCUUUAAUCAGAUUUCAUAUCUUACUCAACAUCAGAGAAUUCACACUGGAGAAAAACCUUAUAAAUGUAAUGAAUGUGGGAAGGCCUUUAGGUGGAGUACACACCUCACCCGACAUCAAAAAACUCAUACAGAAGGGAAACUUCAGAAAUAUAAUUAA